Messenger RNA from Limulus polyphemus (Atlantic horseshoe crab), 2906 nucleotides. RefSeq names its product GTP-binding protein GEM-like. Gene Ontology annotation, cellular component: plasma membrane. Lineage: Eukaryota; Metazoa; Arthropoda; Merostomata; Xiphosura; Limulidae. The transcript has 4 exons. The record is from RefSeq and is a predicted model, not a curated record. Bases 57 to 1346 code for a protein of 429 amino acids. Gene Ontology annotation, molecular function: GTP binding; calcium channel regulator activity; GTPase activity.
AAGUUGUUUAUUUACUUAAACUGUUCUCAGAUUUGUACUAAGGAUUUACUGUGAAGAUGAGUGAAGAGACUAGGGACAUUGUCGGAUCCCCAAAUGAGUUUACCACGUUGGGCCAGGGAUCUCCUACUUCAGUGUGCAGUGCUCCAGAGUUUACAAUCUUAGGAGCUCACAAACGAACUAUCAGUCGGCGUCGCAUCAGCUCACCUUCUGGAAGUGGAGAUCGGGAAUACGGACUGGAUGAAACUGUCAACCCAACGUAUAACUCAACACCUAAAGAACAGAAGGUACCUGCUAGCAGCAAGAAAAUGCAUACAAAGUCUGUAAAUGUCAGACGUUCUCAGUCCGUGAAGGCUACUCGUCGGACUGAGCCGCCACAAGAACGAAGUUUCUUCCGGGAACGGAUGCUCAGUGUUCCGGAAAGAAAAUCAUUCUCUUCUGCAGAAAAUCUCCAUUUUAGUGGUUCGAACAAACGUACUUUCCUCGAUCCAACAGAAGAUACAGAGUACGAAAGGCUGCGGAAUUUUUCCGUCACAUCCAAAGGGGUCAUCAAUAGGGGGGAUUCAUUUCGAUCCAGAUCUCGUAGCUUUCGGUAUUCACAAAAUAUUUCAACUCCAGCUUCUUCGGAGACUGAACACACUUUCCCAGAAAACUGCCUCCCUCCCCCUACGAUGACUUCAACUAGAGAGAGAGUAUCAGUUUUGGUCGUCGGCUGCCCGGAUGUAGGGAAAUCUUCACUGACCAAUCAAUUCAGCACCUCCGAAUACAUUUGUACUUACGAUUGUUCCUUGGAGGAAAAGAAUGAAACGUCAGUUACGGUUGUGUUAAACGAAGAAGAAUCUGACUUGUUGUUCAUUGAGAAGACCGUUACUUCAGAUACGGUCACAUCGCUACUAAAUCUGUCUGUUGCAUCCUACGUCGUCGUUUAUUCUGUGGUUGACAGAAGCAGUUUUCAAUGGGCCAAGAACUUUAUCAGCCAAGUAGUGAAAUGUGUGGACACGAUGAACAAGGCUCUGAUAUUAGUGGGAAACAAAACCGACUUAGUUCGGCUCAGAAAAGUCUCUCCUGAAGAAAGUCGUUCAGUGGCAGCUUCCCAUGGCUUCAAGUUUAUAGAAAUUUCAACUGGCAUUAAUCACAACGUUGACGAGCUGCUAGUUGGUAUUCUUAACCAGAUCCGGCUAAAACGCCAUCGUGUUGAAGAAAUGAAGAGCGGUGCUGUGGUACCUGAGAACACUGAAGGGCGAUUUAUAGGGUGCACUGGUUGGCGUACUAAAUCUAUUAUCAAGCGAAUUUUACGAAGAUCUCGUAUGAGAAGGUCUUCUUCGUGUGACAAUUUUAAUACACUUUGAAAAGAAUACAAGAAAUAGACGCUUAUGUUGGAUUUUAAUAGAUAUGUUAAUUUAUUACAGUCCUUUGGAAUAAUAGCGUCCUUUUGUAGUAAAAACUCAUUUAUCUUUAAGGUGAAGUUUAAUUGUAAAUUUCAAUCUUUAAGAAUGCUUUUAUUGUUCUUUUGACUUUCAUAAGCAGUUGGUUAGUUUAUCCUUAAGCUUCAACAGGCGUUGUUUUUUGUUCAUAUAACACUGUUUAUACCCACAUCUGAGCGAAUAAGAUUCUAUUGUAGACCAACAACUGCAAUACUGCACACUUCUGUGUUAACUACUGUUGUAUCUAGAAGAAUUAUGUUGCACAUUGUUUUCAGGUCAUAGUUUUAUUUUGACCUACGUUAUACUGCGACCUGCAGGUAGUUACUUUACCUACACACUUUAAACAUGGACAAGAGUUACGAUAGUAUAAUCUAACAGAUGCGUAUCUUUUGAAGAGAAAUAUUGAAAUGUCAAAAGCUCAAAGAUACGACUUAAAUAGAUACGCCUUGAAAGGAAUUAAUCGGAUUGUUCUUACGUGACCUUCAUAUCAUACCUUCAAGUUUUAUCUUAUGAAAUGAUUUAGUUUAAUGAAUAAAAAUUACAGUUUUAGCAAUGUUAAGUUAUAAGUGGCCUUCAUUUGGCUAACAGCCAAAAUCGUACAACUGGUCCAUCUCUAGUUUAUUUUAGUUAGUUAUAUAGAACUUCUCUGUCGUACACUAGCAUUAAGUUUACUUGAUGUAAAUGUGAUCAUUUCACAUUUUCCAUAUAUGCUUUUGCAAAUCAAAUAAUAAUUUUGUUAUUUUCUUUUUUUUAACGAUAGCAGUAGUUCUGAUUGAGCUACUCCAAGGGUCAACAGGAAAAUAUGAAACAUUUCUUUAGAGUACGAACGUUUCAAAAUUAUAUGUUGGAUUAACGUUGUAAGAAAUAGUUCUGUAUUCAGUUGUGUGAAUCAUUAAUCACAAAUAUUUUGCUUCGAUAAGAAUUAGAACACUCUUUUUAUAGUAGUUAAUCGUAUAUUAUAGAGUCCAACAGGUAAUCAUAACUCACAAAAUUGGCUGGACCAAUCCUAUAGAAAAAUGUACAGAAUAUUUAUUUAGAAAAUACCAACUCAUAUGAUUAAGUUUGUACAAAAAAUGGACUGUUAUAGUGUGUGUGUUGCUACAAAAUAUUUACAUAUUUUUCACGAUACCACCACAGACUUGUGACUGUCGUAAGUCUAAUGAUCUCUGGUGGUUAGGAAGUGAAUAUUCUUCUGGAUUUUUUGUUCAUUUAUGAUGCAGGAAGUUAUUAUUUUUUCAAUUUGGGUUAAAUAUUUCAGUCAUAUGAUAUGUUUUUUUAUCUGAACAUUUAUUUUGUUGAGGUAAGAUGAAACAAACUUUUAUCAUAAGUAUUUUUUCUUAUCGAGUCCCAGUAUUUGAUGCAUGUUUGGAGCACUUGAGAGACGUUUCGAUAGUCUUUACAUACGGUAAGUUGUUUGUAGCUUGAGAUUAAUCUCAAACAUUUUUUGUUCUUUUGUAAUGAAAUUCAGUUGUGAGAAAAUAAAUG